UCUGUAGUUUCCGUUGGGCGAAUGAAAUAGAAUCAUUCUUAGGAGAAGCGAAGCAAACAUAACUAACGUAACCGGAGGAGGAGGGGGAGAGAUGUCCCUAAACUACCCUCACUCAACCAUCAAAUUUACUCACACCUUCUUCUUCCCUUCCCAAUCCAAUGGACGCAUCAAUCCAAAUUACUCUGCCACCAGUAUCGUCUCUCUCCUCCUCAACUCUUUCUUUUCUCAACGGUGAGCAAGAUCUCAGCCGAGCACGAAGCUAUAUCGGCGAGCUUCAAUCUCAGUGUUUCGAUUUAGACCGAACCCUAAUCGACCUCAAUUCCAGGCUCCAUUCCACUCUCCUCUCUUACGCUUCCUUCUCCGAUGGAAUUCAUCUCCUUUUCGAUGAUGCCACUUCCAAGUUGACCGAUCUACGUUCCUUCACUUGCCCCCCACCGCUUUCUUCUUCUCUAUCACCAUCAGAUGGACAAGGAAGGAAGGAGGAGAUAUUGGGCGAGGAACUACCAGCGCUGGCCAAGGAGGUGGCUCGAGUCGAAACGGUUCGGGUCUACGCGGAGACGGCAUUGAAACUUGAUACAUUGGUUGGUGAUAUUGAGGAUGCGGUAUCUUCUGCGAUGAACAAAAAUCUAAGGAAGCAUUCUUCCAAAGAGAGUGUAGAAGAAAUGCGCCAGCUUGCUAUUGAAAGACUCAGACAUUCAGAAGAUGUUUUAAUUUAUGUUACAGAGACACACCCUCAGUGGACAAGUCUUGUGUCAGCAGUUGACCACAGAAUAGAUAGGGCUCUUGCCACAUUAAGACCCCAGGCAGUUGCUGAUCAUCGAUCACUUCUUGGAUCCCUAGGAUGGCCACCUCCACUUUCCACUUUGACAUCCUCAAACCUUGAUACUGGAAAAUCAGCUGAAAUCUCCAAUCCUCUUUUCACAAUGCAAGGGCUUCUUAAACAACAGUACUGUGAAAACUUUCUUGCUUUGUGUCACUUGCAGGAGCUGCAGUGGCGGAGAAAAUCACGGCAACUUGAGGGUCACAACAGGAAAGUGGCUCUGCAGCAACCAUUUUGGGCAAUCGAAGAACUUGUGAAUCCUAUUUCAAUUGCAUGCCAAAGACAUUUUUCAAAGUGGAUCGAUAAGCCAGAAUUCGUUUUUGCUCUUGUCUAUAAGAUUACCAGGGAUUAUGUCGGCACUAUGGAUGAAUUAUUGCAACCACUGGUUGAUGAAGCAAGGUUAGUGGGUUACAGUUGCAGAGAAGAAUGGAUUUCAGCAAUGGUAACCUCUUUAGUAACAUACUUGGCAAAAGAGAUAUUCCCCAAGUAUGUUGCUGAACUGGAUGGGGAGAGCGUUAGUGGUGUACAAUCAAAGGCUAGGUUUUCUUGGCUUCAUCUUGUUGAUCUUAUGAUUGCUUUUGAUAAACAGAUUCAGUCUCUGGUAAUGCAUUCUGGAAUUUUGCUUUCCCUUCAGGACGAUGGCAACCUGCAGAAGAUUUCUUCCCUAUCAGUCUUCUGUGAUCGACCUGACUGGCUUGAUAUAUGGGCAGAAAUUGAACUUAAUGACACACUUGAGAAGCUAAAACCUGAGGUUGAUGAUGAGAGAAACUGGACAGCAAAAAUUGAAGGUGCUCUUCUAUCUGGUUUUGAAAGUUACAAAUCUCCUGCGGUUUCAAGUGCCUUUGUUCGGCGACUUUUGUUGGUAGUUGAUCGAUGCCGAUCGCUGCCUAAUGCCUUUCUGAGGUCAAGGUUUCUGAAAAUGGCUGGUGGGUCUAUUACGCAACGAUAUUUGGAUUGUUUGCUACUCAGGUGCCAAGAAGCUGAAGGACUGACUGCAUUAACAGAUGACAAUGGGUUAAUCAAAGUUGCAAACUCUGUUAAUGCUGCUCACUACUUUGAAUCUGUUUUGAAGGAAUGGUGUGAGGACACCUUUUUUCUUGAAUUGGAAUUUGAUCACAGCGAGCAACUGGGAAUAGGGAUUAAUGAUAAUAGUGGUUUGGAGGGGCCAAUUGAUGGACCAGUUGGUUGUGUUUUUGACGAGGAGAUAAAAAAGUUGGAAAAUUUCAGAAAAGAGUGGGUUGAAAGGAUAUCAGUCGCUGUUUUGAGGGGAUUUGAUGCUAGGUGUCGAGAAUAUAUAAAAAACAGGAGGCAGUGGCAAGAAAAGGGUGAAGAAAGUUGGACAAUCUCCAAAACUUUAGUCGGGGCUCUAGAUUAUUUGCAAGGAAAGAUGGCAGUAGCGGAAGAGAAUUUGAACCGGAUAGAUUUUGUUGGUGCCUGGCGAAGUUUGGCAGCGGGGGUUGACCACUUGCUUUUUAAUGGCCUUCUUAUGAGCAUGGUGAAGUUUCAUGAUGCUGGUGUUGAAAGGUUUAAUUGCGAUAUGGAGAUUUUGUUCGGAGUAUUUAGGGCUUGGUGCCUGAGGCCGGAAGCCUUCUUUCCUAAAACUAGUGAUGGCUUGAAGUUGUUAACAAUGAGCUCCGAGCAGCUCCGAGAUACCAUCUCAGGAGGAGGGAAAACGAUGAAGGAGAACGGCAUUAUCCAUUUGAAUGUAGCAGAGGCAGAGAAGAUACAAAACAAAAGAGUAUAUAUGAGUUAAUGGAUGGAAAAUCAAAAUCCAUGUUAAUUUUAUCCACCGGGGGUGUAGCACGUUCCGAAUAAAACAGGAAGGUUGGUUCGAGUUUAUUAAUGGAAUUGGCAUUUUUUAUUAAAUAUUCAUUUUUUUAAUUAAAACUAAAUGUGAUUUUCUUAGUUUAGGGUAAAUUUUAGUUUGCUUAUCUAAGGUUUAUGUAUUAUCUUAAUUUUACUCGAAAGAAUAUAUGAAUUUGUUUCAAUUAACCUUCAUAAA
Messenger RNA from Populus euphratica (Euphrates poplar), 2822 nucleotides. RefSeq names its product RINT-1 / TIP-1 family (gene MAG2). Gene Ontology annotation, cellular component: Dsl1/NZR complex. NCBI's taxonomy places the organism in Eukaryota, Viridiplantae, Streptophyta, Magnoliopsida, Malpighiales, Salicaceae. The record is from RefSeq and is a predicted model, not a curated record. Gene Ontology annotation, biological process: regulation of ER to Golgi vesicle-mediated transport; endoplasmic reticulum to Golgi vesicle-mediated transport; retrograde vesicle-mediated transport, Golgi to endoplasmic reticulum. The transcript has 4 exons. Bases 159 to 2573 code for a protein of 804 amino acids.